AUGUCCGCCGAAGUACAAGACACCAACCUCGAGAAGGUCGACUCCGCCAUCUCCGACCAGCCCGGUUCUCCCUCAGAUGCCAAGGGCAAGGGCCAUCGUAGAACCAGCAGUACCGUGUCUGGCGUCGCCAACAUUGCUGAUCUUGAGAAGGAGGAUGCUGAGAUCAAGAUCGCUCCUGAGACGCAGAAGCUUAACUGGAAGCUGAACACCUCACCUGCUACACUUGAUGACAAGGAAGCCCUCAAGAAGCCUCUCUGCACGCCUCUGAUCAAGAAGAUCGACCUACACUUCCCACUCGGGCUCGAAGUCACCGCCCGCAACCUCAGAGGUGUCACCAUCAAGGAUGCACUGGACGCCAUCUACAAGCAGUACAAGAAGAAGGCCGACGACGAGCUAGAAGAGCCCUACCUCGCCGGCUUCGAAUGGGACAAAGAAGCCAACUACCAGAAGUUCAUCGUGCAUCAGAAGAAGACGGGAGAGGCGCCGAUGGGUGGCAGCAAGAAGAAGAAGAACAAGGGCGGUGAUGAGUAG
Molecule: messenger RNA, 531 nt
Organism: Saxophila tyrrhenica
Lineage: Eukaryota; Fungi; Ascomycota; Dothideomycetes; Mycosphaerellales; Extremaceae
Exons: 4
Coding region: 1-531 (176 amino acids)
Source: RefSeq, a predicted model, not a curated record